Tyto alba (common barn owl) is the source of this 580-nucleotide messenger RNA. Its product is annotated as hemoglobin subunit alpha-A. Gene Ontology annotation, biological process: hydrogen peroxide catabolic process; oxygen transport. The record is from RefSeq and is a predicted model, not a curated record. Gene Ontology annotation, cellular component: hemoglobin complex; blood microparticle; haptoglobin-hemoglobin complex. Gene Ontology annotation, molecular function: peroxidase activity; haptoglobin binding; heme binding. Lineage: Eukaryota; Metazoa; Chordata; Aves; Strigiformes; Tytonidae. The transcript has 3 exons. The coding region runs from base 54 to 482 and encodes 142 amino acids.
CGGCGGCCAGCGGGGACACCCGUGCUGGGGGCUGCCAACGCGGAGGUGACACCAUGGUGCUGUCCGCCGCCGACAAGACCAACGUGAAGGGCAUCUUCUCCAAAAUUGGCGGCAAUGCCGACGAGUAUGGCGCCCAGACCCUGGAGAGGAUGUUUAUCACCUACCCCCAGACCAAGACCUACUUCCCCCACUUCGACCUGUCCCAUGGCUCCGCUCAGAUCAAGGCGCAUGGCAAGAAGGUGGCGGGUGCACUGAUCGAGGCUGUCAACCACAUCGAUGACAUCGCAGGAACCCUCUCCAAGCUCAGCGACCUCCACGCCCAAAAGCUCCGCGUGGACCCUGUCAACUUCAAACUGCUGGGCCAAAGCUUCCUGGUGGUGGUGGCCAUCCACCAUCCCUCUCUCCUCACCCCGGAGGUCCACGCUUCCCUGGACAAGUUCCUGUGCGCUGUGGGCAACGUGCUGACUGCCAAGUACCGUUAAGAUGGCACCAUGGCUAGAGCUGGGCCCAACACACUGCCAGCCCUCUGACAGCAAGCAGCCAAAUGAUCUGAAAUAAAAUCUGUUCCAUUUGUGCUCCA